Molecule: messenger RNA, 432 nt
Organism: Mycotypha africana
Lineage: Eukaryota; Fungi; Mucoromycota; Mucoromycetes; Mucorales; Mycotyphaceae
Product: ricin B lectin domain-containing protein
Exons: 3
Coding region: 1-432 (143 amino acids)
Source: RefSeq, a predicted model, not a curated record
AUGCAAGGUCGCUUCUUCAUUGUCUCCAAGUUUAACCGCCGUGUCCUUGAUGUCGAAGGUGCCUCCACCAAAGAUGGUGCUAAAAUCUGUGCCUGGAAGCAAAAGGACGAUUCCGAUAACGAAAAUCAAUUGUGGACUUAUGACAACGGUUACUUCGUCAACUGCAAGUCCCAAAAGGUUCUUGCUAUCAAGGGCAAGAAGAUUGAAUCUGAGGCCCGUGUUAUUCAAAACGAGAGAGCUGAAGAUGAAGAAGGUCAAGCCAAGCAACGCUGGCAAAUUGAUAGCCAAGGCUACAUCCACCUUGCCUCCCACCCUGACCUCGUCGUUGAUAUCCGUGGUGCUGAAGAUGAAGAUGGUGCUGAAAUUAUCUUGUACGAAAAGCGCUCUGGUACUGUUGCUGCCAACCAACAAUGGGAAAUUGUUCACCACUAA